Messenger RNA from Dendronephthya gigantea, 1415 nucleotides. RefSeq names its product matrilin-2-like. The record is from RefSeq and is a predicted model, not a curated record. The coding region runs from base 5 to 1090 and encodes 361 amino acids. NCBI's taxonomy places the organism in Eukaryota, Metazoa, Cnidaria, Anthozoa, Malacalcyonacea, Nephtheidae. The transcript is spliced from 4 exons.
UGUGAUGCAAUACACUGAAAAAGGCUCCGCAAAAAUGGAAAUAGAUUUCAUGAACCCAAAGGAGUAUAGGGAGAUUAAAGUACGAUUGGGGACCAUUGUUCAACAGAGGGGAUACAAACGGUUCACCGGGGAUGCGUUGGUCGCAGCUAAUCAUAAGUUCUACGAGCUUGAUGCAGUGAGACAGCGAGAACGCAAUCCAAAUGUGAUCGUUCUCAUCACGCGAGGAAUACCAAACGACAAAGAGGAUACUCGUAGUGCAGCUAGACUGUUAGGAUUAAGACAAGUCCAACUCAUUACUGUUGGAGUUCGUUCAACACCAUCAUCAAAAUUUCUUGCAUCGUUCUUGGAAGAGAUAACCGAGAAGAGCAACGUCAUUCUUUCAAAGUACAGAGGCCUAAAGAAACAGCGUUUUCAAGCAAUAGAAACGAUCUGUUCAGAAUUCGAAAAACCUGUUAAACCUGGCAGGGCCCUAAGUCCAUCUCUGUGCCGUCGUGAUCCACAAGAUAUCUACUUCGUAAUCGACGGAUCAGCGAGCAUCAAAACCCCCAACUUCGCCAAAGUCCAGAUCUUUUUGAUGGAUUUCAUCUCACUACUAAGAGUGGAGUCGUCCAACAUUCACACUGGACUCAUGCAGUACAGCGAGGAACGUCUCACUUCGGUGGUCUGGGACUUAGGUGCGUACACGGAGUUCGAGACGAUCAUAAAUAUUCGUAACAUGAAUUACCAAGCUGGGACGCGCACAGCAACUGGCGAUGCGCUGACUCGUGUUAACAACGAGGUUUUCACGGGACUUUACGGCGAUCGUCCGUACAUCCCCGAUAUGUUGAUCAUAUUCACCGACGGCAAUGCCCACGACUUGAGAAUAGCCCGCAGACAGGCUGCGUUUUUGAAGGAAAAAGGCAUUUUCAUCAUUACCAUUGGGGCUGGAACCGAGCGAUCAAUCCAAAAAUUCAAACAGGAAUUAAUCGACAUGGCCUCUGGACCUGAAUAUGCGUUUACUGUUGAUUUUGAACAGCUCGAAUUCUUCGCCGAAAAAGCGUUCCCGCUCGUCUGCCGACUCUUAGGAUUAAUGAGAAAAAAGCGCCUUUGAAAUCGGCAUGGAAACUGAGAGUAGAUUGGCAAAAAAAUAACCAGAAAUAUACUCACUUAAAGGUAAAAUACACACAAAACCGUUACAGAAGAAAGGAGGCCGUAAGAUCACGCCAAGAAUAUAGUAGAAUACCAUAAAUAACUCAAUGUAGAGUUUAAGAGUCGAGAGGAUAGUGUACGGGUUCUAGGAACCCAUACAAAAAAACAUAUUUAUUAAUCCGAAGAACUUUAGGCUUGUUUAGAAGCAAAGGCAACAUACACAAUCUUGUUGUGAAAAUAUUUAUAAUAAUACAGUGUGAUUGUAACAUAAUAAAUCAGUGAAAAUA